Messenger RNA from Cuscuta epithymum, 1519 nucleotides. The record is from the annotation of a GenBank genome assembly. Lineage: Eukaryota; Viridiplantae; Streptophyta; Magnoliopsida; Solanales; Convolvulaceae.
UGAGAUUUUAAUGGUACGUUAAAUGCUCCUGCAACAUUUACAACCAACCUUGUACUACUUUCACCAGCUUAUAUUUACUUCUCUCUUCUACAUUUUUUCUUUAUAUAAUCACACACUCUCCUAACACCUUCAACUCACUCAAUUCUUUCCAUAUAUCUCUACCUGUCUCCUUUUCUAUCACUAUUUAUCCUUAUAAAUUGGACUUCUCUUGUUAAGGAUAAAGGAGAUACUGAGAAUGGAGAUGAAGAGUAGCAUGAGGAAGCCAGCUUCAUUUUUCACAUUGGCUGCUAUGGUUGCUCUAAUUUCUCUGAGUUUAGCCAUGCCUGUCAUGUCCACUAUUGGUUAUGGUUCUUACUCUCCUCCAACACCAGCUGGAGGUGACCAUGACAACAUUGACUGUAAUACUCCCCCACAUGGUGGUAGUGGAAGCAGCGGUUCUCAUCACGAUUCUCCCACUCCCUCUCAUCACGAUUCUCCCACUCCCUCCAAAUCAACGCCUUCCAAAUCUCCUCCUUCUGACCACCACGGCAGCGGUGGCGGAGGCGGUGGCUACUCUCAUUCUCCUCCCCCGUAUACCCCGACUCCGGUAACACCUGUGCCCGUCACCCCCACCCCGAAAACUCCUACCCCAACCACCCCCAUUAUUGUAAGCCCACCAACUGACCCUGGCACCCCAACCUAUACCACCCCCACCCCUACCAUCCCUACCCCAUCAUCACCCAUUUCUCAUGUCCCCACCACACCUACAGUUGGAUUAACACCACCAAUUCCCUUCAUUCCAUACACACCUCCAUCAGUUGGAACUCCUCCUUUCACAUUUAACCCUAGCUCACCCGGACCCUUUCCCUGCACAUUCUGGAGGGCACACCCAACAAUGAUAUGGGGAUUGGUUGGGUGGAACGGGAACAGCGUCCGCAGCAUGUUCGGGAUGGGAAGCGGCACUGGCGCGGGAGGGUUCGGGGCAGGCAUGAGCUGUCUGGAAGCGCUAUCGAACACCCGCACGGACGGACUCGGAGAGCUGUACAGAGAAGGAACGGCUGCAAUGCUGAACGCACUGUCCGGCGGCAGGAGCUUCCCUUACACAGCAGACCAAGUGAAGGUUAGCUUUGGGCGCGCCGCACUUAGCUCCAGUGACUCUGCUGCGGCUGCUCAGGCCAAUCUCUUCAAGCUGGCUAACGAGGGACACCUCAAGCCCGCUGCCAGGCGUUAGGGUGCUAUCCUAUCAGAUCAUAUGACUUUUAACUCCUUGGGGUUUCUUCACUUUCAUGCAUGCAUUUUAUUGUUAUUAAUUGAUGUUGCUCUUAAUUAUUUCUCGCUAUCAGUCUACGUGUUCUUAGGAUGAUGGUCGAAUAUGGUGUGGGUGUUUUACUUUGUUGGAUCUUAAUGUGACAGUACGAACAAUAUUCAUUACUACGUAUAUUCAAACUAAAAUAUUUUAUAUCUUGCUAUUUUGCCAAUAUUUGUCUCCAAUAUAAUUCUGCAUUUAGAUGUUUGUGUUAAACUUGUUCAUUCCUCCCAA